AUGAAUAAAUUAAGUCCCUCGGUUUCAAGUUGUGGUCAGUUGAUCACGGUUUCAGCUGCAUCAGAAUACUCGGAAAUUCUUCAAGCGUUAUUUCAGUUUUUGCUUCAAAGCAUUUCUUUAUGUAAUGUUUCACGUGAUUCGAUAAGAAUUUAUAAAGAUUAUCGUACAAGAGAUGAUGAAGGCCCGCUGUGGCACAUCAUAAUAACUGUACAUGGAAGUCAACAUAGACAACAAAAAGUAAAACACGAGAAGCGGCAAAUGUGCAUAAAUAUGUACGUACAGUUGAAGUUCUUCGAAGUGAUUGCUUUACAAAACAAUAAAAUAACUAAAGUUACCAAGUUUUGCUUUAUGUUUCCAAACUCACAGUGA
Clunio marinus is the source of this 369-nucleotide messenger RNA. NCBI's taxonomy places the organism in Eukaryota, Metazoa, Arthropoda, Insecta, Diptera, Chironomidae. The record is from the annotation of a GenBank genome assembly.